CUGACGCAGAAGGAAGAUGCCAUUGAGGAGCUCAGCAGGAUUCCUGCUGCUCUUGCUCUCUCAGUGCACUGUGUCCCUGGGCACCAAAGAGGCAGUGGUCCUGGCUAAUGCCCACCUCCUCCCCCAGAGUGACUAUGAGAGACUGGGAAACGCCCAUGAGAAAGACUAUCCAAGGGAUUGUUUUGAGAUUUUAAAGCACUCCAGAGGAAAUUCCAGGGAUGGCCUUUACAUCAUCCAACCGAAAGAGGAACCAAUUGUUGUCUUCUGUAACAUGCAGGAUGGCGGCUGGACAGUAAUCCAGCACAUUACAGCCAACAGCACUGUCGACUUUGACAGGACCUGGCAGGACUACAAAUAUGGAUUUGGCUCUGUUCAUGAGAACCACUGGUUAGGAAAUGAAUACAUGCAUCAGUUAACAGGCAGCUCAGUGCAAUAUAUACUUGGGGUUAAACUUGUAAAUCUAAAUGCUGAAGUCAAAUGGGGACAGUAUGAGCCAUUCCUGAUUGAGGGGGAAGAGUCUCAAUAUCGGAUCAGGGUUGGUCUUUACAAAGGCAACGCCACUGAUGCGCUGACCCUGGACACAGAAGCUUACCUCCAUGACAACCAGAAGUUCACCACCAAGGACAGAGACAACGACAAUUACUUUAUGAAUUGUGCUAAGCUGGAGCUCAAUGGCAUUCCCGGGGGAGGCUGGUGGUACGACGCAUGCGCUGGAGCAAACCUAAACCGCAGGAACGCGAUCUACUGGCAAAAAGACUGCAGCAAGCAACAGCCCUGCAAGUUUGCAUGGAUGAUGGUCAAACCCAUCGAGCACCACCAGUCGUACCCUGCCAAGGCCUGCCCCUGUCAGAAAGUUGAACUGUAGACAAGCCACGUGUAUUUGACAGGAACAGGGACUCUCUCAAGUGACUGAAGUGAACUCACUGACUGAGUAAUAACCCUAAGUAACCACGAGCGGAAAUUUAAAUUGGGCCUCUCUAAGGGCCUUAUGUUGACAUAUUGUCCAGUACUGGAACAUGUCACAGAAAUUUGCCAGCCACACAAGUGAGAAACUGUCAGAAACUGAGGCCUUUACCACAAGAUUUAAAUGACCAGAAGAUUUAAGUAAUUAAUUUUAUACUAUUUUAGCCAUAAGACAAGUCCGAUAUGAAAUCCAGGCUAAGAUGUCUUGUACAAUAUAUACAUGAAUAAAAAUGCAUUUCAGAAGGUUUUGCUCUGGUGUCAAUGUUCAUGA
Haemorhous mexicanus (house finch) is the source of this 1234-nucleotide messenger RNA. Its product is annotated as fibrinogen-like protein 1-like protein. Lineage: Eukaryota; Metazoa; Chordata; Aves; Passeriformes; Fringillidae. The coding region runs from base 17 to 865 and encodes 282 amino acids. The transcript has 2 exons. The record is from RefSeq and is a predicted model, not a curated record.